AUGACAACCCCGCUCGUUGUGCUCCGCAGUGCCCCACGGCGAACUUCCACUCGGAUCUCCCGGAAUGCGUGUUCAAUAGCAAGAUCCUAUUCUACAACCCCAGGCCCAGAAAAGGAUUUGAUAUCAGAGCUAGAAUCACGCAACCUAGUCUCUCAUCUAACCUCACGUUCUCUCCGCACCCACCUCCUCUCGGCCCCUCGAACGGUAUAUUCUGGCGUCGAUCCUUCCGCCUCCUCUCUUCAUGUUGGCAAUCUUUUACCGCUGUUGACAUUGGCUCAUUUUGCGAGGUAUGGCCAUAGACCGAUUGUGCUGGUGGGUGGGGCAACGGGCUGUAUUGGUGAUCCUAGUGGGAGAAGUACUGAGCGGAAUGCGUUGGACGAACAGACGCUGGAGGAUAAUGUCGCGGGUAUCAAGUGCCAGUUGCGGAGCUUCUUUGAGAAUGUACAGCGGUAUUAUGGAACCGACCGGCAGCGGGGUAAAGGAGGAGAGGCCGGAGAGGUGCAAGUGGGGAUGGGAGUAAGGAUGAUGAACAACUAUGAAUGGACCAAAGACGUCACCCUGUUAGACUUUCUUGGCACUGUUGGACGACAUGCCCGACUUACAAGCAUGCUCUCACGCGAAUCGGUUGCUUCCCGCCUAACCCCGCCUUCUGCUUCUACCUCAGAAGGCUCCAUCCGCUCGGCUUCCUCGGGAGGCGGAAUGUCAUAUACAGAAUUCUCCUACCAACUUCUCCAAGCAUUCGAUUUCCUCCACUUACACAAAACCACUUGCUGCACCAUCCAACUCGGCGGCUCUGACCAGCUCGGAAACAUCACCGCUGGAAUCGACCUCAUCCGACGAACUUGGGGUCUAACGGAAAGCGAGCCUGCUUACGGCCUCACCCUGCCCUUACUUACGACGAGUUCGGGAGAGAAGUUUGGGAAAAGUGCUGGAAAUGCUAUUUGGCUCGAUCCGCUUCGUACACCGGACUUACAUUUCUACCAAUUCUUCCUCCGUUCUACCGAUGCCGAUGUAGAGAAAUACCUGCUAGCACUAACCCUUCUCGAGCCAGAAAAAGUGCGGGCGGUGAUGCAAGAGCAUAGGGAGCAUCCCAAACAAAGAGUCGCGCAAAGAGUCCUGGCCGAUCACAUAACAGAAUUGAUCAGAGGAAGAGAGUGUGUCGAAAGAAGUCGCAGACUAAGUCAGGUCUUGUUUGCACAAGCAGACGUGCGGGAGGCGUUGGCGAAGUUAGAUAUCGAAGCAAUAGCAGGCGAUGAGGGAGAAGCAGUGGUGAAAAAGUUGAACCGCCACCAAGUAGUAGGUCAGCAAUUGACCAAAGUCGUAACCGUUGCCGGCUUGGUUAAGAGUAGAGGUGAAGCAAAAAGGUUGCUUGCCAACGGAGGGCUUUACCUGAACAACGAGCCAAUCAAAUCCGAGAGAGGUGUAGCCGAGGAUGAUUUGGUUGCCGUCCAAGCCGGGGGAGCGGUGUGUUUGGUCAAAGCUGGCAAAGGAGCUGUGAGGAUUCUCUAUCUCACAUAG
Messenger RNA from Ustilago hordei, 1518 nucleotides. RefSeq names its product putative tyrosyl-tRNA synthetase, mitochondrial precursor. Gene Ontology annotation, cellular component: mitochondrion; cytosol. The coding region runs from base 1 to 1518 and encodes 505 amino acids. Gene Ontology annotation, molecular function: ATP binding; RNA binding; tyrosine-tRNA ligase activity. Gene Ontology annotation, biological process: tyrosyl-tRNA aminoacylation. Lineage: Eukaryota; Fungi; Basidiomycota; Ustilaginomycetes; Ustilaginales; Ustilaginaceae. The transcript has a single exon. The record is from RefSeq and is a predicted model, not a curated record.